This is a messenger RNA of Macadamia integrifolia, 2112 nucleotides long. RefSeq names its product E3 ubiquitin-protein ligase At1g63170-like. NCBI's taxonomy places the organism in Eukaryota, Viridiplantae, Streptophyta, Magnoliopsida, Proteales, Proteaceae. The transcript is spliced from 5 exons. The record is from RefSeq and is a predicted model, not a curated record. The coding region runs from base 466 to 1815 and encodes 449 amino acids.
UCACUCCUCUCUCUCUCUCUCUCUCUCUCUCUCUCUCUCUCUCUCAAACUCUCUCACACACGCACAUUCUAAGACGACUCAGUGAAGCAAUGGAAGAUGAGAGGUGACGCAAAUUCUGAAAAGGGCGAGCGAGGAAAGAGGCCGGAAAAAAAGAAAGUGGGAGAGACUUAAGAGCCCGUCUGAUUCUCCUCUGUACUAUUCAUCCCUUUAAUGGCGACUGAAUUGCUAUUUCUUGAAGGAAAAGGAAAUGUAUGGUCUUGUUGAAGCUUGUAUCUAACAGGCAAAAAAAAUUUACUCCUGCAGAUUUUCUGGUUGAAAUGCAGGUUGUUCAGUACGAGACCGUGAACUUAUAUCACAAGUUUGAAAUUAGUUUGAGUAGAGCAGUGCGGAAGAGCUCUAGAAAGACAGAAAUCUAUAACUAAUCUUCUAUGCUUUGUUUAAUUCCAAUUUUUCUGGUGGACUUAGAUGGCCGUUCCCUUGCUGGAACCACAUCGUGAAGGCCAGACUGACCAAUUCCCUCUGCUAAUGGAGCGUCCAGACAACAAUAAUGACAGAGAACAUGUUAUACAUAUUGGGAAGGAUGGUGAUGCUUCCUCAUCUGGCUCACCCCACAGUGAUCCUUCGCCUUCCCUUGAUGUGCUGCACCAUCAAGAUAGACCUUCAAGUAGCACACGUGCUCCCCCUUCUCAACCUUCCUUAUCUUCCUCAAAUGGAUCGAACUCCAGGAAUUCAUCGUUAAUUAGAAGGGGUGAUGGAUAUGGCCGUCGCCAUAGGAGCCCACUGAAUUCUGGUUUGUGGAUUUCCAUUGAGCUAGUAGUCACCAUGAGCCAGAUUAUUGCAUCCAUUGUAGUUUUAUCUUUGUCAAGAGAUGAGAAACCACAAGCUCCGUUAUUCGAGUGGGUCGUGGGUUAUGCAACCGGAUGUGUUGCAACCUUGCCUCUUCUUUAUUGGCGUUACCGUCACCGCAACAACCAGGGAAGUGAACAAGAUUUAGCUCGCACACGCCAGGGCUCUUUUCAGAGCAGCGCCCCUUCAGAACCAUCUUCUUACACUGCUAUCUCAGUUACUCAUGGCUCAGAAGGUGAAGAUCGACACACCACAGUAACAGCCACUCCAAAUGCAAGAUGGUUUGCGCCCGGGAGACUCAAUAUGUUAGUGGACCACUUCAAGAUGGGCUUAGAUUGUUUCUUUGCAGUGUGGUUUGUAGUUGGCAAUGUGUGGAUCUUUGGGGGGCACUCCUCUUCUUCUGAGGCUCCCAUCUUAUACAGGUUAUGUAUGGUGUUUCUUACCUUUAGCUGUAUUGGUUAUGCCAUGCCUUUCAUUCUAUGUGCAACAAUCUGCUGCUGCUUGCCCUGUAUAAUUUCCAUUUUGGGUUUCCGAGAGGAUUUGACUCAAACAAGAGGGGCCUCUCCUGAUUCUAUUAAUGCUCUUCCAACCUACAAGUUCAAGUUGAAAAAAAAUGGAGACAGAAAUGACCGGGAAAUCAAUUCAGAAGAAGUGGGUGAUGGUGGGGUCUUGGCAGCUGGAACAGACAAGGAGCGUAAAAUUUCAGGUGAAGAUGCGGUCUGCUGCAUUUGCCUGGCAAAAUAUGCUGACAAUGAUGAGCUGAGGGAGCUGCCGUGUUCCCAUUUCUUCCACACGGAUUGCGUGGAUAAGUGGCUGAAGAUCAAUGCAUUGUGUCCUCUCUGCAAGUGUGAGGUGAGUGAGACCAGUGGGGCCUCACCUUCUGCAGCAAACUCCAAUCGCCGCCAGGUUGAGAGAAGGGUGGGCACUGAGUCAUCUGGUGUGCAUGCAUAUGGGAGGACUGCCUUUUGAUCCGGCGGGCUCCUGAGUAUAUUAUGUAUCGACUUGUGCUUCUAGCUUGAGUUGUUUAUAUAUAUGUAAGGAACACACUUGAGUUCAUCCAAUGCCAAUUUCAUUCCUUUGCAUCUGCUAAUUUGAGAGAGAGUAGCCUUAGUAGGAUCCUGUUACAAUGACAUCAAUGUAUGUAUGUAGUAGCCGUGACUGAGAGGUGAGGCAAUCCCUUGCAUCUUGGAUGGCAGGCCAGCAUUUUCUCCGUCUCACUGUAAUGAAACUGAGAUCUAAAAUAUGGUGAAACACUAUAGUUCGGCA